AAGAAUACCAUGCUGCAUUUGGGGAAACUUAACCGAUAUUCUCCAUUCUGCCUGCAACCAAGACGAUGGAAUGGUUACAUUGCUUUUGAGGUUUGCUAAACUUGGAAAGUUUAGAGGAGAACUACAAAUCUCUAAUUCCUUUGAUGCCUCUCGAAUGAUCAUUAACCCGGCAAUACCAGAGGCUGAAGCAUUUAAAGAUAUCGACAAUGGGGAUGACACAACUCUAAUUACAUUUGAAAGUAAUGAGGAGAGUCAAGAGGACAACAACAAGCAAGUAAAUCAUCCACGCAAGCGAGUACAGCGUGAUAAGUGGUUGAUAUUCCCCACUAAGACCAUCCAAGAAAUGGUAGCGUCAACUCAUAGAUCCUACUGGGGGAUUGAUGAAUGGAACGCGACUUCAGAUUACAGAAAUGUAUGACUUCAUGAUAAAGGCCAAAGUUAUUACAGGGGAAAAGGUUGGUCGAACUGUGUUAAUUCCUAGGCUUUCAAUAACUCCUUCAGAUAAAAAGAUGCCAUUCAAGAUGAGGAGGAGACAACUGCCUAUUGGUGUGGCAUUCGCUAUUACCAUCAACAAAAGUCAAGGCCAAACUUUGUCUGAAGUUGGUAUUUAUCUACCAAGGCCUGUUUUCUCUCAUGGACAACUAUAUGUGGCUGUUUCCAGAGUCACUUCUAAGAAAGGCUUGAAGAUAUUGAUUGUUGACAGCGAAGGCAAACCUCAACGUCAAACAAAAAAUGUGGUCUUUAGAGAGAUUUUUGACAAUUUAUGAUUUCAGACAAU
This is a messenger RNA of Brassica napus (rape), 778 nucleotides long. RefSeq lists its product as uncharacterized. The record is from RefSeq and is a predicted model, not a curated record. The coding region runs from base 71 to 418 and encodes 115 amino acids. The transcript is spliced from 3 exons. NCBI's taxonomy places the organism in Eukaryota, Viridiplantae, Streptophyta, Magnoliopsida, Brassicales, Brassicaceae.